AGAAGACGCCACCCACUUGCCGUGCACGUGAAUCAGGGAGAAACACACGAGUCUGAAGCUAUGUCCAAAUCUAAACAGAAACGAGCAAAACGUCUCGGGUUUCUGGAGAAGUUUAAGGCCAAAGAUGGAGGAAAGGGUGAUACUUCAGGGAGGAGCAAGUCUUCAGAGCAGUCACCUGCACAGCAUGUCGGCAACGCCAGAAAACCAGAAGAAAAAAGGAGGCAAAGGCUGCAAGACCUCCAAGAAAAGCAGAGGAUUUCUAGAGAACAAUUGCUGAUGAAGAGGAGGAAUUUGCAGAGCUUUCAGAAUGACAUCCUACAGCGACAGAGAGAGUUUGAACAGAGGGAGCUGGAGAUGCAGAGUUUGGAAAAGCAUGUCAACUUUGAAAAUGAGAAUUCAAGAAAGGCAUAUUACAGAGAAUUUAAAAAGGUAGUGGAGGCUGCAGAUGUCAUUUUGGAAGUUUUAGAUGCACGUGACCCUCUGGGCUGCAGGUGUCCUCAGGUGGAGCAGGCAGUCAUUCAAAGUGGAACCAACAAGAAGAUCGUUUUAGUACUUAACAAAAUUGAUCUGGUGUCAAAGGAAGUCGUGGAAAAGUGGAUUAAGUAUCUUCGUAAUGAGUUUCCUACUGUGGCUUUCAAAGCGUCUACUCAGCAACAGAACAAGAACUUGAAACGCAGUAACGUCCCAGUGACACAAGCCACCACAGAGCUUCUAAGUAGCAGUGCUUGUAUUGGUGCUGACUGCUUAAUGAAGUUACUUGGAAACUACUGCCGCAAUCUGGACAUAAAGACCGCCAUCACUGUUGGUGUUGUAGGUUUUCCUAAUGUGGGCAAGAGUAGUUUGAUCAACAGUCUGAAACGGGUACGAGCGUGUAGUGUUGGAGCGACUCCUGGUGUCACUAAAUGCCUUCAAGAGGUGCAUUUAGACAAACACAUAAAGCUCCUCGAUUGUCCGGGCAUCGUCAUGGCAACUUCAACAACCGAUGCAGCAAUGAUUCUUCGUAACUGUGUGAAAAUUGAACAGCUCGUGGAUCCUCUUCCACCUGUUGAAGCAAUCCUCCGACGCUGCAACAAAGCCCAGGUCAUGGAACACUAUGGAGUUCCAGACUUUCACACAGCUCUGGAGUUCUUGGCAUUACUCGCCCGGCGCCAAGGCAAACUAAGAAAGGGAGGACUGCCUGACACUGAUAAAGCAGCAAAGAGUGUAUUAUUGGACUGGACAGGAGGAAGAAUCAGCUACUUCACACACCCUCCAGAGACACACACUCUCCCUACACACGUCAGCGCUGAGAUUGUUACAGAGAUGGGUAAAUCAUUUGAUUGGGAUGAGCUGGAAAGAGGAAAUCAGGAGGUUCUUGCAGACUCCUCGUGCCCUGAUGUUCAAAUGGGAUUCUGCAUAGAAACCACUGGAAUGACACAAGGUGACCAGAGUGAACCUCGCUUCCCUGACCUGGAAAUGGGCAGCGGCAGUAUGGAGAAGCAAGAGUUAUUAAAGGAUGAAACUGAAUCUAUGGAGGAUGGCCAGGAUCCAGAGUUUGGACCAAUGACAGUCGAGAUAGCAUCUCAGAAAGUGAGGACUGAUGCUGCAAAUGAUGCUGCACCCAGAGCUCCGAAACUGAAGGAUAUCGUAGAUGUAGAUCCUCUACAUCAGGGCCAGGCUCUCCUGGCUGCCAGCAAGAAGAGGAAAAAGCAGCAGAAAAGAGCAGACAAAAUUGCCACAAAGCUCUCAGACACCUUGACGUCUGCCAUGGACUUCUCAUUUGCUGAAUAAAUAUAAAUAAAAUAAAGUAAA
Solea senegalensis (Senegalese sole) is the source of this 1791-nucleotide messenger RNA. RefSeq names its product guanine nucleotide binding protein-like 3 (nucleolar)-like (gene gnl3l). The transcript is spliced from 15 exons. Gene Ontology annotation, cellular component: nucleolus. The record is from RefSeq and is a predicted model, not a curated record. Lineage: Eukaryota; Metazoa; Chordata; Actinopteri; Pleuronectiformes; Soleidae. Bases 61 to 1770 code for a protein of 569 amino acids. Gene Ontology annotation, molecular function: GTP binding.